CCAAACGUCACUGUGUGGGUGGGAGGGUAGAUAAUUGCGUAAUGUUCCUAGAAUUGAACCAACAAAUGUUGACACCUCCCCAUCAUCUGCCUAUUUGCUGUUCUGAAGUUCGUCCUCAGUGCAGGUCAACAGAGUAAGAACAGUUGCAGCGUCAUGGCUGCCUUUCUUCAUCACUGCCCCUUCCUGAAGUCUGCUCCAAAGCCAGCUCUGAGAAGAACCGGAGCCUCUUUGCUGUCUCUAGCUGAAAAAUGCCCCAUCAUCACUCGCCAGAUCACUGUGAGUUCCCCAGCUUCUCUGGAUUCCAAGCUGAGCAGCCACACCACCAGAUCUAAGAGUGACCAGGUUUUCACGGUGGAGCAAAAGAGGCGGUUUGCUCAGACUGCCACCCAUGUGGCUGCGUCCAUGUCGAAGGCCUGCCCUUUUGUUUCUUCUCAGAUAGGAGUGGUACAAGCCAGUCCUGAAGUACAGGAGGACGUGAAAGAUGGUCUGAUGAAGUCUCUGCUGAAAGGUUUAAAAGCAUCCAUGUUUCCAUCAGGAGCUGACCUCAACACUGUCACACACCUCCUUAGAGACAACAUGGUGGGCCCCAGCUAUGACUACGACCACUUCUUCACUGAGAAGAUUUCUGAGAAAAAGAAGGACCACACUUACAGGGUCUUCAAGACAGUGAACCGAAGGGCCAACACCUUUCCUUUUGCUGAGGAUUAUUCCAUUCCUGAGAGGGCGGGCGCCCAGGUGUCUGUGUGGUGCAGCAACGACUACCUCGGAAUGAGUCGGCACCCCAAGGUCCUCGGUGCCAUCAGGGAAGCUCUGGAGAACUAUGGUGCCGGUGCUGGUGGGACCAGGAACAUCUCUGGCACCAGCAACUUUCAUGUGGCUCUGGAGAGAGAACUUGCUCAGCUGCACGGGAAAGAUGCUGCUUUGGUGUUCUCCUCCUGCUUUGUGGCAAAUGAUUCCACCCUCUUCACUCUUGCCAAGAUGCUGCCAGGGUGCGAGAUCUACUCUGAUGCAGGGAACCAUGCAUCGAUGAUUCAGGGCAUCAGGAACAGUGGAGCCAAACGCUUCAUCUUCCGCCACAAUGACAGGCGACACCUGGAGGAGCUGCUGCAACGCUCCGACCCCAAGACUCCCAAAAUAGUGGCGUUUGAGACAGUUCACUCAAUGGAUGGUGCCAUAUGCCCUCUGGAGGAGCUGUGUGAUGCAGCCCAUCGUUACGGCGCACUGACAUUUGUUGAUGAGGUUCACGCCGUCGGCCUGUAUGGAGCUCAUGGAGCUGGAGUGGGCGAAAGAGACAACAUCAUGCACAAGAUCGACAUAGUUUCAGGGACCUUGGGCAAAGCAUUUGGGUGUGUAGGAGGCUAUGUUGCCAGCAGCGGUGCUCUAGUGGACACAGUGCGCUCCUAUGCCGCUGGAUUCAUCUUCACAACUGCUUUGCCCCCAAUGGUGCUGGCUGGAGCCCUGGAGUCUGUCCGGAUCCUGAAGAGCGCCGAAGGUCAGGUGCUCCGAAGAGCUCACCAGAGGAACGUGAAACACAUGAGGCAGCUGCUCAUGGACAAGGGCUUACCUGUGGUCAACUGCCCCAGCCAUAUCAUCCCCAUCCGGGUUGGAAACGCUGAGCUGAACACAAAGGUAUGUGACAUCCUGCUGGAGAAAUACAACAUCUACGUCCAGGCCAUCAACUAUCCCACUGUGCCUCGUGGUGAGGAGCUGCUGCGCUUGGCUCCAUCACCGCACCACGAGCCUGACAUGAUGGAGUACUUUGUGGGGAAACUGGUGGAGGUGUGGCAGGAGGCAGGUCUUCCCCUCAACAGUCCUGCCACAGCCGCCUGUACCUUCUGUGACCGCCCUCUCCACUUUGACCUCAUGAGCGAGUGGGAAAAAUCCUACUUUGGCAACAUGGAACCCCAAUAUAUUACUGUGUAUGCCUAAAAUCAAGGUGUGUUCUGGUCCAAAGCGAAUCUGUGUGAAAACUGUGUGCACUCUUUAAAAACACAUACUCAGACAUUGCAUUUACAGUUUCUUCAUCCAUCAGCUGCACCUUUUAUUUAGUACAUUUUAUUUGCAUUCUCAGUGGUGUUAGUAGACAUGAAAAGUUAUUUUCUUUAAAAGCAUCAAACCUGCACAUUUGACACUUUCAAAUUUCUUAUCCACGUGUGAUAGUUUGAAUGAAAGUAUUUAAUGUUGCUGAUUUCACUCAUUCAAGUGAAGUAUUGAUGCAGAUUUUGUUAGUUUUUGCCCUAAAUAUUGCUUAGCAUGUGUCUGGUUUUAAAUGCAUGUACUAAUAAAGUUAUUUGGUGAUGCUGUUUGACAAGAUACUCCUCUGAAAUA
This is a messenger RNA of Oryzias latipes (Japanese medaka), 2328 nucleotides long. It is a transcript of the gene alas2, whose product is annotated as aminolevulinate, delta-, synthase 2. The record is from RefSeq and is a predicted model, not a curated record. Gene Ontology annotation, cellular component: mitochondrial matrix; mitochondrion. Gene Ontology annotation, molecular function: pyridoxal phosphate binding; 5-aminolevulinate synthase activity. Lineage: Eukaryota; Metazoa; Chordata; Actinopteri; Beloniformes; Adrianichthyidae. Gene Ontology annotation, biological process: erythrocyte development; heme biosynthetic process; hemoglobin biosynthetic process.